Microthlaspi erraticum is the source of this 291-nucleotide messenger RNA. NCBI's taxonomy places the organism in Eukaryota, Viridiplantae, Streptophyta, Magnoliopsida, Brassicales, Brassicaceae. The record is from the annotation of a GenBank genome assembly.
AUGCUCAACUUUGAUCUGAAAACGGCACAAGAGAAGAGAGUUAUGGACUUGCACGAGCUGGAGGAAAUCAGAUUAUAUGCUUAUGAGAACUCCAAGAUCUAUAAGGAAAUAACUAAAGCAUCCCAUGACAAGCUGAUCCGCCUUAAGCACUUCAAAGCUGGAGAUAGUGUGCUAUUGUUUAAUUCAAAGCUGAGGUUGUUCCCUGGAAAGUUGAGGUGCAAGCCUUACCUAGGUGCAACCCAUGUUGAAGAGAACAUCAAAACUCCUCUUCAUGAUCCAACGCCUUCCUAA